This is a messenger RNA of Cylas formicarius (sweet potato weevil), 2591 nucleotides long. Its product is annotated as pro-interleukin-16-like. The coding region runs from base 631 to 2400 and encodes 589 amino acids. Lineage: Eukaryota; Metazoa; Arthropoda; Insecta; Coleoptera; Brentidae. The record is from RefSeq and is a predicted model, not a curated record. The transcript has 5 exons. Gene Ontology annotation, molecular function: protein binding.
GAAAAAAACAAAUAUGUUCUAUGUUCAGAAUCUUCAUUAUUUUCAAAAGUUUAAUUUUUUAAUAGAAACAUUUGUUGUGCCAGCAUCCAUUGGAACAAUUAACGAAGAUUGUUGUCUAAAACGCUAUAUAAUUAAAAGAAUAUUCUAACCAAUCAAACAAAAUCAAAAAUAUUUUUAUGUUUUUAGCUAGUUUGGAUAUCGAUUUGUGGGACAUCCCGUGUAUGCGAACGCCAAUGGGAAUUUAUUAAAAUUUUCGCCUUGACGAUGACCGAAACAAAUCGAAACGUUUCGUAUUCGAUACGUCUUUAUUCCUUUCGCUCUGAUUGUUUGACAGUUGUUUCUAAUAUUUAUUACGGCCCGGAUCGAAACGCAUUCCGCAAACUGAUAAUCAAGAAUUUCUUUAGAAUUAUAAUAACCGAUAAAUUGCAGCGUUUGCUGCAUGUAGAACGCCGCAAUAGAACGGAAGUCUAAAACCCCCCUCAAAAUGGCAAAUAUAUAGAUUAUUACGAGUAGUAAAUUAUUUAUGAUCGCUAUAGGUUGAUCAUAAAUACCAUGCAAAGCGUUCCGUAAUGGCUUCUCGUGAUAUUUCUCAAGGCGAUGAGAGAAAAUUAGAUACGAAAGCGAUGACAUAUGUAUCCGACAAUAUGGUACUCAAGUUUCAGGAAGAUGAAGUGGUUUCGGAAACAGGACGAAUCUCCGCGUUUGCUUAGUCUAUCUCCACUGCGUUCUUCGGAAAACCAAGAUGUUCUCACUCAUAGUCCAUCGGAGAAGAGAGAUGGCGGAAAUACGGAGCCUAAUUCGCCGAGGGCAUCAAAAUUCAACGCCAAACAUCGUUCAAGAAUCGAUAUGACCCCAACGUCGUGGGCAAGACGACAUUACAACAAAACAAAUACGAACUUCUACAGCGUAGAAGACAGUGUAGUUUUUAUUGACAAAUCUGAAAAAAAGAGACACAAAAGUCAACCGAGAUUUACCAACCCUGACGAGAAGAAAAAUCCUCUGUUAGACAAAGUGAAACAUACGAGACUAUCGUGUUUUCGAUCUGGUUCUAGCGCUUCCACUAUGAACGAUGAUACCCCUUCGUCUAGUGCCACAGAGUCCAGCCCAUCGAAACCUAGUGAUAACGAUAACGACAAUGUAGAUUGCGGCGAAGACAGCCUAUCACGAUCAUCCUGUUUCGCUGCCAAAUUACGCGCGAUGUCCGAAAAAUAUUUGAACUCCAAAAGUCGCUUCUUAAAUAAAGUGUCCAAAAAUUCGUCCGAAUCUAAAAUGGCCAAAAAACUUGUCAAAAAGCGCAGCUUCUCGUACGGCGCUUUGCCCGAUUUAGAAACGUUCCCCAAGGGCGUAAUCUAUCACGAUGGCGCCCAAUCCAAUGAAGAAGAUCGUUUUUUAUUAGACCACGAAGACAGUGACAGCGGGAUCUUGGUGAACGAUUCGUUUGCGUCGGCAUUUAACGACUCGUUCAUAUCACAAUCGACCGAAGAAAAAAUCACGCACCUAUUAGAACGCACUAACGGACGUCGAAAUUCAUUUUCGGAUGCAGUUUUUCACAAUCCCUGCAAUAAAAAAGUCGUGUCGGUGAAAUUGGUGAAACAGUAUCCGGAAGAGGAUUUGGGGAUCUGCAUAUCGAGAAGCAAACAAGCAUCGUGCGACUAUUUGGUCGGCGAAAUUCUACCUGAUAGUUUAGUUUCAAGAGAAGGGAGUUUGCAAUUAGAAGACGAAAUCGUCAGCAUAAAUGGUACCCCUAUAGGUAAUCUCAGCAUUGCGGAAGCAAAGAGAUGCCUAAACCCGUUGAACCUAACUAUAGAAGUGGUUGUAUUAAGAUCUCCCAUCAAAGAGACUUCAGUGGACUUCGAAAGCAACAGAAAUUCGCUAAUUGAAACCAAAAUGGACGGCAAACGUCAGGGUUUUCAAAAAAACAACGCCAUUCACGGCAGUUAUAAUAAGAUGUCGCGACGGUCUUCUUCAAAAAAUAUUAUCAACAACACGCGGGAUACGAAUGGAGCCGAAUCGGCUUCCAAUUUUUGUACAUUGCCCCGCCGUCCUGCUUCGACCUUAUGUACUUUUCAUACCGUCACGUUAGAAAAAGGAGUGGGAAAGAAAUCUCUUGGAUUCACUAUAGUGGGCGGUAGUGAUUCCCCUAAGGGUGCGCUUGGGAUUUUUGUGAAAACUAUCAUGUUCAACGGACAAGCAGCUGAAGAUGGAAGACUAAAAGCGGGAGACGAAAUACUUGCAGUCAAUGGUCAAGUUUGUCACGAUAUUUCACAUGCCGAUGCCGUGUUGCUAUUCAAGAGCGUUAAAAGCGGACCGAUUACUUUACACGUUUGCAGACGAAAGAAAAACAAACGCGCAUCCAAAGCCAAAUCUUGUACCAACAUAACGAAACCAAAUGGAAAUUAGGACAAAUGAUACAUAAUUAUCUAACGCAAAGGACUGAAUAACUAAAUAAUUGCAUAUAUAUAUUUGUAUAAAUAUUUUUUCCAAAAUAAAGUUAUUUCGCAAAAAGUUCGUGUUUUUUUUUUGUUAGUCGGUUGAUUGCAUUGCGAAGUGGGUGCAACGAAACAGGAAAUCGAACAAACCCAGCCAAAUAC